CUCUGCUGUGGUUGUGUUGUGCUCCUGCCAGCCUGUGUGCUGCGGACGGCAUCGACUCAGGGGCUCAAAUCGGCUCUGUUUUCUGUGUUUGAAUUAUACCCUCAGUUAAAGUCACUCAUAGGACUACCGUAUUACCAGUGUGACGGCCAUGGAGUCUCACAGUCACGGCAGAGACGACCUAAAGGGGCCGGUGCUUCAUAUCGUGGUGGUUGGAUUUCACCAUAAAAAGGGCUGUCAGGUGGAGUUCUCCUACCCUCCUCUGAUGCCUGAUGAAGGUCACGACAGUAACCUGCUGCCUGAAGAGUGGAAGUACCUCCCUUUCCUCGCUCUGCCUGAUGGAGCACACAACUACCAGGAGGACACUGUGUAUUUCCACCUGCCACCGCUCAGUGGAGACAUGAAGUGUGUCUAUGGAGUCUCCUGUUAUCGCCAAAUAGAAGCAAAGGCCCUGAAGGUCCGGCAGGCUGACGUCACCAGAGAGACGGUCCAGAAGAGCGUCUGCGUCCUCAGUCGAGUGCCUCUCUACGGCCUUCUUCAAGCUAAACUUCAGCUCAUCACACACGCCUACUUUGAGGAGAAAGACUUCUCUCAGAUCUCUAUUUUAAAGGAGCUGUACGAGCACAUGAAUGGUUCCCUGAGGGGCUCCACUUUGGAGGGCUCACAGGUCUAUCUAGGGUUAUCACCAAGAGAUUUAAUACUGCACUUCAGACACAAGGUUCUCAUCCUUUUCAAGCUCAUUCUACUGGAGAAGAAGGUCCUGUUUUAUGUUUCCCCCGUCAACAGACUAGUAGGAGCCCUGAUGACCGUUUUAUCGUUGUUUCCAGGUAUGAUUGAGCACGGCCUGGUGGACUCAUCUCACUACAGACCGAAGAGCAGUGUGUCCGAGGACCUGAGUAUGGUGGAGAGCGUUUCAGGAGCCGAGGAGUUCGUCUCCGUGUCAGUCACAGACAUCACCCUGGAGGGGGAGGGGACCACACAGCCCAUUGUGGAGUCCCUGUCCUCUGGGAACAGCACAGAGGGGGACAACCACCUCCUCAAACCCCCGUCACGCACCUCCCCAGAGUCCUCAGAGAGCGACUGGGAGACCCUGGACCCCAGCGUGUUGGAGGAGAGUGCUCCUAAAGACAGCACAGAGGGGAAGGAGGCGGGGUCAGAGUUGAAAGACGCCUUCGACUCAAAGCCGGGGACGCCCAUCACGGUGCAGCCGCAGUCUGCCAGCGGUCAGGGAGGGGUCGUUCAGGGUCUUGUGUCUGGUCUGGAGGAGGAUCAGUACGGGCUGCCUCUCCCCAUCUUCACUAAGGGUUACCUGUGUCUGCCCUACAUGGCCCUGCAGCAGCAUCACCUCCUCUCUGACGUGACGGUUCGCGGCUUCGUUGCAGGGGCGACAAACAUCCUCUUCAGGCAGCAAAGGCACCUCAGCGAUGCUGUUAUUGACGUGGAGGAAGCAGGCAUACAGAUCCAGGAUGCUGAGCUCAGAAAGAUCCUGAGCCUGACGACAGCAGACCUGCGAUUUGCCGAUUACCUGGUUAAACACGUGACAGAGAACAAAGACGACGUUUUCCUGGAUGGGACAGGCUGGGAGGGUGGAGACGAAUGGAUCAGGGCGCAGUUCACCCUCUACCUUCACUCGUUACUCUCCUCUACUCUACAGCAAGACAAUGAGAGACUGCUGUCAGAUUAUGGAGCACCUUUCAUCGCAGCCUGGAAGAUCACACACAACUACAGAGUGUGGUACAGCAACAAACACCCUGCCAUGGCCGCCAUCACCCCAGGACAUCCAUUCCAGGGUCAGUACAGCGUGGCCGAUGUGAAACUACGACUCUCACACUCGGUGCAGAACAGCGAGAGAGGGAAGAAGAUCGGGAACGCCAUGAUGACCACCAGCCGCAGCGUGGUGCAGACGGGGAAAGUAGUGGGUCAAUCUGUAGGCGGAGCAUUGACCAGCGCCAAGUCAGCCAUGUCCUCCUGGUUCUCCACACUGGCUCAGCCGACAGCUGUGACCCCCCCAGCCUGUCCAGAGCCAGAGCCCGCCGUGGAGGCCAAACCCUGAAACCACAAACCCCACCGGUCCUCCCCUCAGUGACUUUGUCCUCGUCCUCUGAUCCUCCAGCUGCCGUGAGGCCUGAGGCUCAGUGGAGCGAGGGAGCUGCUCCGGUCAUCUUCAGUAUCAAGGAGUCUGAAAAAACAAACCUGAGAAACACUCAGGACAGGAAAGCAUCACUGCCGUGGUGCUAGCUGUACAGUCCACAUCCACUGUGAGGCAGAAACUGCCAUCAGUAACGAUCAAAACAUGGAGAUUUCUGCAGGCUGCAUUGUUCGUCACUGCUGCAGUGUUUACCGCUGGACGCUUUCCUGUGAGACACUACCAGAUGCUGUUGUUGGGUUUGCGGUGUUCACUCUUUGCUGCAUAUUUCUAGAGUUUGUGGAUAAAACGGACUAUUAUAAUUUAAAAAAAAUAUGAAUCUAUUUCACAGGAUUUGACUAAGAAGCAUGAGCUGUGAUACCUCUGAAAAUUUUAAUGGUUUGAAUUCAAUCUGGCUCAUGUUCAGUGAUACCUCUGUACUAACGCUGUGGUCAUCAUGGUAACUGCAGAAAUUCCUGUGAGAGAUAGAUUAGUAGAAAAAAACAUGCUCACUGACUGAAAUAAGGCUGCAUCCAAGUCACUUUGUUAUAUUGAGUUCAUUUUUAGUAAUAUUUGAAUUUCUUUGUUUAGUUAAAUGUCUAGACACAAAAGAAGCACAUGGCAAAUAAGGUUAUGGAUUCAAUUCUGAAACAGGAUAUGAAUAACAUUUCUGCUAGCUUAGUAAUUCUAAGAGUACAAACCGAUAGUUUCAAAUUUCUUCCAACUUCCAAUUGGUCUGUUCAAAAUGAGACAAAAAAGAAACUCUUCUUUUUUUUCUGAAAUAAAAGCUAAGGCAUGGAAGCUAGCAAGAAGCUAAUUAAUAAGAAGCUUUAAAUUUGUUUUACAUUUUCAAAAAUUAGAGAUUUAUCAGCAGUUUGAAACUCUGCCACUGAUGAGACAUUAAACAACAAAUGCUAAUUCAUAAGGAAAACGCUUGGUAUUGCUCAUCUUACCUUUAGCUAGCAGAACACAGUUUAGCUAACUAGUGCUAGUUAGCAGUAGUGAAGGGAAUUUUUAUUACAAGAAAUCAAUACAUUCAGUAAAAAAUUGUCAAUAAUUCAAAAAUUAACCGUAGCAAAAGUUACAGAGCUGUACGGUUGGUAAACUCCGAUAUAGCAUUAGCCUGUGUCUUUGCUUAUGGGAGCUUCAAGCUAGCCUCCUGUUGCUACAGUUAAAAAGCUGAUAGUAUUAAAGUAUGCAAUACAGUGUAUGUGUGAUUUGACAAUCACUGAAUUUGCAUUCACAAAUUUCACGUAUUUAUCUCCAUUUUGGUCAGUUAGCUAGAAAGAUGCGUAAUAACUGGAUUAAGCUCUCUAUAUUUUCAGUAAAGCUAGCUAUCCAUGCCAGUGAGCCAUGAGGAUGAAAGUUAAGUUUUUAGUGUAUUUAUGAUUGACAAUAACCAGAAAAGCUAAUGUAGGUUAGGCACAAAUUUGCGAUUCUAUGAGGUAUCUACCUAGCAAAAGAUAAAACAGCAACCAAACAUGUUUGGCUGUAUGUUUUUACAGUUAAGCUGGCUAUCAACACCAGCAAACCAUAAGGAUAAAAGUUUGGUAAUUGAACUAUCCAGGGGUGUUAUAGCUUUCUUAGUUAGCUACAGCUGAACAAGAGUGAUCUGGCUGGAGACCACAGAUCUCUGACGGCCCCCCUCAUUAAUGUGAGAAACCUUCUCUGUCAGAACUGAAGUGCUGUAACUUGCAGAUACAACCCAUUUCCAUUUUUAAGAUUUUUUUUCUUUUAAAAUUCAUGAUUGGUUCAUAAACAAAGUCUUACAGUUACAAUCAUAAAACAACCAAAUUGCAAACAGCAACAUUUUAUAAAUAAAACAAGGAAAAGGGUUAGAGGUCUAAUCAAGGGGUAAAUUAUGUAUGGAUCUGUUUUAUUUGUAGAUAUGCAAACAGUGGUUCACUUUAGCUUUGUUAGUUUCAGCUAAAGCUAGCAUAGCUACACUAGCUACAUAGUUGAUUUUAUUACAUAAGCCAAUGUAGCCAAUUAGCCUUGUGCAACAUGAGCUGUAGAAAAUGUAGCUAAAUCCAAUGAAGAUAGCUAACAUAGCUAACAUCAGCCUCAUAGCCAGAGCUUCAUAAGCUUUAGCUUUGGCUGCACUAGCUACAUAGCAAAGUUAGCUGUGUAGCUUAUGCAGGUAAUGGAGCUUCAUUUGCUACAUUAGAAUGUUUUCAUGAUGGAUAAACUUUUUCCCUGUAAGCACUGUUUACUCAGCUUUAUUUAACGGAUGAUUAUCAGGUUUUGCUGGUCAAGUUUUUAACUUUUGGUAGCCUAAACCUUACCUUACCUUAGCCCAAAUGAAAUGUUAAACUGAUUUUAUUUUGAAUGUUUUAGCAUAUAUUUGUUACUAACAGAUGCAUGUUCUUACAGUGUCAGUCUGCGAGAGGAGGCAUCUUAGGGCUACGGUCUAAAGCCAGGCUGUCUUGAGCUAAUCUCCUUUAAAUGUUGGUCACAGUGUGCUGGUGAGAGUGAAGAGGUUUAUAGUACAUUUGUACUCAUAAUGCAUAAUAACUGAGGUAGCUAGCUGAAAAACAUAAACCAAGCAUAUUUGACUGUAUGUUUUUACAGUUAAAGCCCCUGUAAAGUGAUAAAAAAAAAAAAAAUUAUGACAGGCCACUGUGUUGUGAACCCCCAGGUCAAAUCUCAGUCAUUUUUUAUGAUUGAUAGUUUGUUGAUUUUGACAACAGAUAAAGAAAAGUAAAACCUUGAGACCAGUGACAUACCUGAAAACAAAAAAAUAAAUAAAAUGAAAAAAAGCAUUACACGCAUUACAAUAGGUCAAGUUUCAGUCAUGAAAAGCAUCCCUAAGUUUAUAGAAUUACACUUCAAAAUCAUGAAAAUUGAAGUAGUAAUAUCUGCUCUAGAAUGGUAUGGGCGAGUCUGUUGAAUGAGCUAAAGCCACACCCAUUCAAGAGAAUCGAUUGUCUCAUGUUCUAAAAAAUGCUUCUGAUCAAAAUGCAGCUGCCUGGCCUUUUUUUUUUAGUUAGGUUUACUAAUCACUCUGUUGGAAUUAGCAUAAAGUCUGUCAACUUCCAAGUAGUGUUAGGUUGUGCUAGUGCUAGCUUGCUUGCUAACAUGCCUUAACUACCAUUACAAUAUCAUAAAUGCUCAACAAGAACAUGUUGAGGAUUAACAAUAGCUGCAUAAUCUGUAAUAUAGCUUGAGUUAAGUAAAAAAUCUACAAAGGAAGGUUGUCAGUGUGCAGGCUAGUGCUUUUAGCAAGGCUAGUUAACCACACUGAUGAAAUGUAAAGACGUUUUUCUUAAUUUAUAUGUACAGAAAUGGAAAAUCCAAAUAUCAGGGCUGAGACCAAAAGUAGAAUAAUAGUAGAUGCCAGUUGAUUAAAUUUUAAUUUUUUCGAUCAACUGAUUUUUGCAAAGAAUACCACAUUGCAUUUUUGUGCUUUUCUUUACAAAAGCAUUAAAUAGUAACUAGUUUUAAUAUUUCUCUUACCUCGUUAUAAAUUGGCAAAUAAGAAUUUUGAGUGAUGCAUUAAUCCCUAUUUUCACUCAUCUGAUAACAUUUCAUCAUGUCCAAAAAAAGUUUGAAAUUUUUUGAAGAUUUCUUCCAGAUAGUUCAUCCAAAGUUAUUUUAUUCAAAUGUUCUUGAAUUGAUCUUUGUUGUAUUCAUCUCUCUGUUUCAGAAUAAAAACACAUUAAUGGCAUUUGAAUGCAGUUACUAUCUUAACCACAGCGUUAGUACCUGAAUCCUCGUGUACCUGAUGCCUGAUUUUGUGCGUUGACUAACGUGAUGAACCCCUCUUUAUCUAUGAAGGAAACCUGCACCCUGCUCUGUGUUAUAAUCCCUCACCCAGGCCUUUUUGUACUUUGCUGUCAGAACAUAUAUUGGGAGAAUUAUAUUUAGUGAAUCUGAAGCUAGUUUAAAGUCUUAUUUAUUUGUUGUGUAAAAACUCAUAGAUGUCCAUGUUUUGUCAUUAAAACACUGGAAGCAGUCCUGAUCCGUGGACCACGGUGUGUAUUUGCACAAAGCAGCCGCUCUAUCCUAUUUAUGUGGAUGUUUAUCUUGUAUUUGUGUGGUUUUUGAGGAUGUUUUUCCCUCCAUGAUACAAAAUUUCAACACAGGUUGAUUCAAAGUGGUCCAGUGAGCAUGCUCUGUCCGGUUCUAAAGCUGUAAUGAGUGUCAUCUUUAUUUUGUCAUGUUUUACCUUUUUUCUGCCAUCGAGUCAUUCUGGAUUCUUCUGUUGAUUUCUGGAUUCAGCUGUUAAAAGCUGUUAAUGCUUUUUUUAUCCUCUGAUGUAUUUUUUUUUUGUAUUUAAAGAUAUGAAUGUACAGUGAAUGAAAUAUUCACAGCAUAUUUUCUUGACAGAUGCUUUUAAUGUAUUUGAGAAGAAAGUGAUACUAUA
Cheilinus undulatus (humphead wrasse) is the source of this 6488-nucleotide messenger RNA. RefSeq names its product AVL9 homolog (S. cerevisiase) (gene avl9). Gene Ontology annotation, cellular component: cytoplasm. NCBI's taxonomy places the organism in Eukaryota, Metazoa, Chordata, Actinopteri, Labriformes, Labridae. The record is from RefSeq and is a predicted model, not a curated record. The transcript has 16 exons. The coding region runs from base 149 to 2050 and encodes 633 amino acids.